Molecule: messenger RNA, 3025 nt
Organism: Culex quinquefasciatus (southern house mosquito)
Lineage: Eukaryota; Metazoa; Arthropoda; Insecta; Diptera; Culicidae
Exons: 8
Coding region: 340-2982 (880 amino acids)
Source: RefSeq, a predicted model, not a curated record
UCAUGAAUAUCCACAGUCUUUCGUGAUAGUCUUAACCUGUAGGAUCGAUUCAAGAAGUUUUUAUUAAGAAAAUUUAACAGUAAAUAUUUCUAAUGAUUUGGUAAAGAUCUUGUCAUUUGUUCGAUUAUUUCAACAGUAUAAUGUUUCUAAAGCUGAAAACGACAAAACGAAUCUUUUAGUGAUGAAAUCAGCAUGAAUCACCUAGUUCACACCUUAUCGAAUACAUGCAAUAUCUUAUGCGACCCGUUUUAUCAAGUGUGCCUUCCGUACAUGAUUUCUAAUCGAUGAAUAAACAAGUGAAUAUCUUUACAUAGUUUCGAGAAUAGCCGGACACACACGAUGGGACUCCACCUUAAAAAGGCCAUAUCAUGGGGCCUCGUACUGCUUCCGCUUCUCCUCGUCGAAGCUUACAACAUUCCACCGGAGUUGAUUCACUGCUACCGCGGAAACAUGACCCUUCCGUCGGUGGGCUUCAACCAGCAGCUCCUGCUGGAGCUGAUCCGGAAGGUCGAACGACUCAACCCAACCACACUGGACAUGCGGAUGUUGAGCGUCGAGUUGAUGCAUCGUCUCCGUAUCGACGGCAUCGAAAAGGCCCCGGGGCUGCAGGAAACCGAACUGCUGACUCCGUACAGCACCCGCGGAAUCAUGGUCCCCAAGUACAAGCUGCUGCUUCAGUUUGUGUCCAACAUUCCCGGGUCGGUGGAGUUCGAGCGCUUUCUCAGUCCGCUGGAGAUCUGCUUGCUGCACCGGCUGCUGAGCAGUUCCGUCGAGCCGUAUCAGCGCGGUGACGAGCGGAUCGUUUGUCCGGGAACGCUAGCGGAAGUCAGGAAUCCGCAGGCGCCGUGGGUGACGAAGAACAAGAGUCAACGUAACCAAACGAGCAGUACGACGUUCGACAGACCCAUCUCGAGGUGUCCGUUGGAGCUUGGAACGUAUCGCAGUGAUCGGUAUGGUUCCAUUGCGCCAGGAGUCCUGGUGACCUCGAUCGCUGCAGGUUUGCAGCCGCAGAACGUGCGGAUCAGCGACUUUAUCUCCGCGUACAAAAAGAAGAAUCCGUACGAGAAUCUGGAAACAAUGGAGCGUGUUGAUACCAAACGUCAGCUGGAGAAGCUGUUCAGCUCGAUGGAAGCGAUCGACAACACGUACGUUGCCGGGUUGGCGGGUGAUCUUGCGGAAGUAUGCCUGUAUCAGGGUCCUUACUUGGGAACGGAUCUACGCGUUGGACUAGCUGGGCAGUGGAAUGAUACGUUCUUCCCUAGAGCUCGUCACCUUGCGGCAGGUCACGAAGGACGCUGGGAGAUGACGGAUAGUGAGAUCUUGUCCGGGAUCGAUGGAUACUUUCUGGCGCAGAAGGUACCAGAUUUUGUGAGUAAAGUUAGACGGUUGCGGCUUUCUCAGGUAUUGGAUAUGUACUACAGCGGGCGAGGGAUUCCCAUUGUCGCAAUUGAGAAUGUACGGGAUCGGAAGCUGCACAACAGUCCGCUGAAGGCAAAGAGUCCGAAGAAUACGGAACUUCAGGAGGACUCGUUGAACGAGCUGUUUAAUGCUGCGGGUAAGACGAAUUUCCGAAAGAUCUUCGGUGAAGAACGGGAUCAUGGUCCGGCGGUUGGGAUUGCAGAGCAAUCCAUGCCGGAAGACGCCAAUCGAGCUUGCUUUCGAAGUCGGAUUCUGCAGUCGAUUGACAAGGAUCGAUUGAAGCAGGAAACGUUCAAUUUUGUGCAAGUUCUGCAGUACACGACCGGUAGCGUCGUGGUGGAGGACUCUCUGAUGAGAAGGAACUGUGAUGCGGCUGUUGAUCGGUUCUUCAGCUACGCGACAACGUUGGUUGGUGCGCUGUCCGAUUGUAGUACGAUCGGUAAUUCCGAUACGAAACCGAACGUUGACUUGAUACUGGUGAUUGAUGGUUCUAGGAGCGUGUACGAGAAUCAGCGAAUGAUCUUUCACGUCGCUGAAUUGAUUGACAUUUCGAUCUACGGAUCGCACAUUUCCGUUGUCAACGGACAAACGGGACAGAUUAUGGUCAACCGAACCAACAGCAUUGCCAACGUCUUCGAGCAGCUAAUGUAUUACGAAGGAUCAUAUCCCUCAACCCUAUCGCUGUCCGCGAGCUUCAGCUCGAUCGUCGCACACCUGUCCGCCCAGCUGGACCAUGAGCGGUCGUACCGAACGGUGGGAGCCAGCUCCCCGGUGAUCAUGGUCAUCUCGCAGAACCAACGCGUUGCGCAGAACGACUUUGAGAGUGCCCGCCGGAUGCUGACGACUUCGUUCGAGCAGUUUCCGGAUCUGUAUUUUGUCUUUCUCACCAACGACGUCGCUACGUUUAGUCAGCUAACGGACUUUACUUCGGUGGACCACAGCCGCUUCCCGUUGGAGGAGCACUACAAAAUCAUAGAGUCCAGCUCGGUUGAUCCGCAGCCGUUUACGGAUCUGCUUUCAUCCACGCUGAAAGCGAUUCCCCAGCGGCUGGUGGCUCCGUUCUGUCGAAGUGCCGCCAAUCGGGACACGUGGCGAAACGUCAACAUCCGGGAGGACUACGAGCAGUACCUGAGUCCGAACGUGGAGUUGCGGUACCGGAUCAAUCAUCGGUUCCUGUGGAACACCGGGGAUGUGGGGAUUCAGUUUCAGAACGCGAACUACGGAGAGUUUACGGUUUGUGGUACGAUGAACCAUCAGUUUACGGAUUUGGCUUGUCACAAGACUAGCUCGGACGUUGAUACCGUGUGGUUUAAUUUUACCGGGUUGUGUUCUGGGGAGGCGGGAUCCGAGUGUAGGUCGUUGUACUUCCUGGUGCAGAUGGACGUGUCUAACAUGAGGUGUUUGGAGGACGAUUGUCGCUAUCCGGAUCAGGUGCGGAUCAACAUAAAGCAUCAGGGAUUGCGGUGUCCUACGGAUAGGAAUGGUGUUGGAAGGGUGGUGGUUGGUUGGUCUUUUUGGGUUGUUGUAGGAUUUUUUGUUUUCAAGAUUCUUGGAAAUAAUUAAAAGUAUAUUAUAAGUUUAGGAAGUAGCUGUAUCCUGACCUUUA